Molecule: messenger RNA, 1613 nt
Organism: Ananas comosus (pineapple)
Lineage: Eukaryota; Viridiplantae; Streptophyta; Magnoliopsida; Poales; Bromeliaceae
Product: GATA transcription factor 20-like
Exons: 7
Coding region: 321-1256 (311 amino acids)
Biological process (GO): regulation of DNA-templated transcription
Molecular function (GO): sequence-specific DNA binding; protein binding; zinc ion binding
Source: RefSeq, a predicted model, not a curated record
ACGACCGCAUAAAAACCUCUCGUACUCUCCUCCUCUUACUCUUCCCUCUCACCUCUCCUUCGCAAUUCUAGGGUUUCUCUUCAUCCCCCCCUUCCCUCCGUCCUCCAAAGUCCACACCUUUCUCCCAUGCCCGAUCCCUACGCUGCUUCAGAGCUCGCUUCAACCCUAAUUCGCUCCAAAUCCUCAUUCUUCUUCUCCGAUUCUCGACGUUUGAUUCGGUACUAGGGUUUUUUUUUUUAGGUAGUUCGGUCCGAACUUUUUAGUGGCUUUAGGGCGUCAGAGGAUCAGUGAAGGACGGUGUGCGAGGAGAGGAUUCGGGGAUGAGUGAAAACCCUAACCCUGCGGCGGAGGCGAAGCCGGGCUCCGGCGGCCGAUUCUCCGGCCACCACGGGCAUAUUCCGGCGGGCGUCGGCGGCGGCGUCGAGGAGGCGCAGCUCAUCGCGGCCGCGGACGCCCAGGGCAUUGAGAGGUACGAGGAGGCGGAGGAUAGCAUCGGCCGCGGCGGCGGAGGCGGUGGCCAUGGAGAGGGUGAGGGGAUGGAGGUGGACGGGCCCUGCGAUCCGGGGCAUUCGGGGGAGCAUCACGGGAUGUUGGCUCCUCAUGUAGGGGAUAAUCAACUCACCCUCUCGUUUCAGGGCGAGGUGUAUGUGUUCGACUCCGUUACCCCCGAAAAGGUUCAAGCUGUGCUUUUGCUGUUGGGGGGAAGAGAAAUAAGCACUAGCACCACAAAUCCUUUUCCAUCUUCUUCCCAUAAUAGGCGGAUAAACUUGCCGCACAGAGUUGCUUCCUUAAUGAGGUUCAGGGAAAAGAGGAAAGAGAGGAAUUUUGAAAAGAAAAUUCGUUACACUGUUCGCAAAGAGGUUGCUCUUAGGAUGCAACGUAAUAAAGGGCAGUUCAUAUCGUCCAAGUCAAAGCCUGAAGAUUCAACAAAUGAUGCUGCAAUUUGGGACACCAGUGCACAGCAGUGGACCCCACCACCUGAUAAUCGCCCCCCUGCAGCAUCUGAAUGUCAUCACUGUGGCAUCAGUGCCAAAGCUACACCAAUGAUGCGACGUGGACCUGACGGACCAAGGACUCUAUGCAAUGCUUGUGGGCUUGUUUGGGCAAAUAAGGGGAUGAUGAGGGAUCUUUCAAAGAAUCCAACACCUGCAAUUCCGAAUGCAUUGCCAGAACCACCAAAAGAAGGGAGCAACUUUACUGAAGCAGGAGCAGCUCAGGCCCUUCCUGCUUCUGUUAAUGGCCAUCAUGGAUUGUGAAAAGCUCUUGCGAAAUGCCGUGUUAGGAUUUAUUGCGGAAGAGUUGUGUGUUCUUGCUGGUUCUUCAAUUGCUCCUUGAGAUCGUAAGUUGUUAGCUUACAUGUAUAAUAUGAUGAGAGAAUGUGAGAUGGGAUUUCUUUCAGUUGAUGCAGAGACGUCCGAAACUGUAUCAACUUUUUCUUUAUUAUUAUCCAAUCCUUGUGUAUCUGACAUCUAAUUUUAACAAACUUGGAACUCCGCUUGGAGAACUUUUGUAUCUAGUGAGCCCUAGGGACAGAUUGCCGUGUAAUCAAUGUACUUCUUCUGAGGAUGGUUCUUUCUUGUUUGAUGUUUAAUAUUUGAAUUUUGAAAGAUCAA